AUGGUUUACAGUAAACCAACCAGCGGAGCCAUGAAGAGGUCUGCCUCGGCUCUCGAAGGACCCCCAGGAUGGGGCGACGUUCCUCCGACGAUGACCAAUCCCCGCUCAUCAUUCCGUCCUCCUUAUGCUCACUUCGCCAUGAUUUACCUUGACCGUGAUGGCAAGCUGAAGGUUGAUGAAUCAUCUUCUAUUCAAGAGCAAAAUUCCACUGUGUUCACCCCAGAAGUCCGCCAGAACUUCCUCGAGAUUCUGGGCGAACGUAUCGGCUACCAUGCUCCUAUUCGCCAGACAAUAGACGCAUCUCCUCGUCGGGUGAGACGUCGCAAGGGCAACGCUCCUACCCUCUCUGUCGAUGACCGCCUGACUGAGCAGGAUACUGAUAGCGAGGAUGUCCCUAGCGGGUCUACCGAAAUGGUUCCUCUCCGUAUCGGAGACGCCCAAAAGGUUAUGGCCUACUAUGAGGGUGCACUAAAGCACUUCCAACAGCUGAACUGCCGCAUGGUUGCCAAGGCAUUUAUCAAAUUCAUCGAGCCUCGUAAGCAGGUUCGACACCCUUACAAUGGUGGCAAGCCACCAGCAGGAUCCGCCCCCGGUACUACCGGUGACCCAGAAAAGACCAAGCCCGAGUGGUGGCCUCCGGGUGUCAUGCAUAAGGAGCCUGACCACUUGAGAAAAGAGUACCGCAUUGAGCUCUUGCUUCACAUUAUCCGCAAGCUCGGUUCUUAUGGUAUUACUGCCGACAAGCUCAAGGAUGUUGCUGGCGACACCAAGCGGAGCUUGAAGCACGCAUCUCACGUCGAGAUCAUCUACGAGAUCCUCCGUGUCCGCAAGAUGGAGGAGCGAUUUGAACGAGGUGAAGUCGACGCAAACAUGGUCGUUUACACCAUGAACCGCGGCCCUAGCCCUAAGGGCGAUGAAGAAGACGACUCUGCCACCUCCUCAGUGACCAUUGAGGAGCCCGAGCACAUCAACCAAGGAUUAAUGACCCCUAUCUCAUCAUUCGAGCAAGCAUCCACCUUAGCCACACCUAUCGACAACAUCCCAGCAGCCCGUUCUCUUCCAGGCAGCUUCUCUAUGGCGGAGCCUAUCAGCUUCGAAAACCGCCAGGACCGCUCCUACUACACGACACCUCCCCAAUACAGCGAUUCCUUCUCGCAGCCCAUGCUCAGCACUCCGGUGACAGCAGAGAUGAUCAGCCCCCACGACAUCUCUGUCUCAGCCUUCGACUACUCAGCUCACAACAGCUUCCCAAGCUCCACACCCGAUCACUCGCGCGCGGGAGUAAGCGGCCAAUACGACACUUGGACCCCAUCUUUCCGCCAGAACAUCUUCAGCCCUGUCGAUUACACUACACCGGCCUCUAGCCAGGGUAUGCCCCAGCCUUCAAUGCCCUACCAGAUGCCCAUGGUAUCGCACAUGCAAGACAUGCACCAUGCUCAGCAGUCUCACAUGGACUCCAUCCACCAAAGAUCCCUGCCUUUCCGCACGGGAUCACUGAGCCACCCACACCCUCACGGGAUGCCUCUCUCCCACACCGUCUAA
This is a messenger RNA of Penicillium egyptiacum, 1542 nucleotides long. Lineage: Eukaryota; Fungi; Ascomycota; Eurotiomycetes; Eurotiales; Aspergillaceae. The record is from the annotation of a GenBank genome assembly.